Molecule: messenger RNA, 1230 nt
Organism: Corylus avellana
Lineage: Eukaryota; Viridiplantae; Streptophyta; Magnoliopsida; Fagales; Betulaceae
Product: patatin-like protein 2
Biological process (GO): lipid metabolic process
Molecular function (GO): monoacylglycerol lipase activity; glycerophospholipase activity
Source: RefSeq, a predicted model, not a curated record
AUGGAAGCAACUGCUGCUAGUAGUGUAGCCCUACAGCCUCCAACUUAUGGGAACCUAAUCACCAUUCUCAGCAUUGAUGGCGGUGGAAUUAGAGGGCUUAUCCCAGGAACUAUUCUUACUUUUUUAGAAGCUGAGCUUCAGAAGAUGGAUGGUGAAGAAGCAAGAAUCGCAGAUUAUUUUGAUGUGAUUGCAGGAACAAGCACAGGUGGUCUUGUCACUGCCAUGCUAACAAGCCCAAAUGAAAAGAACAGGCCCUUGUUUGCAGCCAAGGAUAUCAAGGACUUCUACCUAAAACAAGGUCCUAAGAUCUUCCCACAAAACAGAUGUCCAUUGCUUCCUCAUGUUUCAAAGAUAAUAAAAGCCCUUUCCGGGCCAAAAUACAAUGGCAAAUAUCUCCAUAGCCUUGUCAAGGAAACACUUGGAAACACAAGAUUGCACCAGACAUUGACUAAUGUUGUCAUUCCAACAUUUGACAUCAACCGACUCCAGCCAACCAUCUUCUCCAGCUUUGAGGUCAAGAAAAACCCAAGUUUAGAUGCCCUUCUCUCGGACGUAUGCAUUGCAACCUCAGCAGCACCAACUUAUCUUCCAGCUCAUUACUUUGAAACCAGAUACCCCUCAGGAAAAGUUAGAGACUUUAACCUAAUAGAUGGUGGCGUUGCUGCAAAUAAUCCGGCUUUAGUUGCGAUUGGUGAAAUAACAAAGGAGGUGAGUAGAGGAAGCCCUGACUUCUUCCCGAUAAAACCGGUGGACUUUGGAAGGUUUCUGGUCAUAUCGUUAGGAACGGGGUCUUCGAAAGCUGAAAAGAAAUAUAAUGCGCACGAGGCAGCUAAGUGGGGUAUUUUGAAUUGGUUAAGCAAAGGUGGCUCCACCCCUAUCGUUGAUGUUUUUACGCAAGCAAGUGCAGAUAUGGUCCACCUCCAUCUCUCUGCAGUUUUCCAAGCCCUUCAUACCGAGAAAAGCUACCUCCGGAUUCAGGACGACACGUUAAGAGGGGAUGUCUCUUCCGUGGAUAUCGCCACACAGAAGAAUUUGGAUCAUCUUGUGAAAGUUGGUGAAGGAUUGCUGAAGAAACCAGUUUCUAGGGUGAAUUUGGACACGGGCCUUUUCGAGCCUUCUAGCAAAGAGACUAAUGCAGAAGCUCUCAUAAGGUUUGCGAAAAUACUUUCCCAAGAGAGGCUGCUUCGCCUAGCUAGGUCCCCCCAUGGACAUGCUGCAAAUUCCAAAUGA